CGCCUCUUUAAAUGCGGAUAUGCUGGUAUGUCGUGGCUACUGCAUGCUGGAAGCUUAGCUGCUCAGUCCAGCACACAACAGUUACACAACAACACAGAAGCGAGUACUAACAGUACUGCUGAGGCUAGGCCAGUGUGGAAGAAGCUUGCCCUGUGAAAGAUGAUCCCAUGGAAGGCUUUGUCUGGUCUGCUGCUGCUCGUCAGCUCCCUGCAGCAGCAGACCUGGGCGAAGGAAUCGAAGGGCCACGUUUCGGUGGUGAUAGUCGGGGCCACGGGAGACCUGGCCAGGAAGUAUCUGUGGCAGGGCUUCUUCCAGCUCUACGGGGAGCAGGUGAGCAGCGGGCACAGCUUCAGCUUCUACGGUGCAGCCCUUUCCGAGCCCGAGAAGGGCAACCCGGCCAUGUCUGAGAUCCUCAAGGGGCUGGCUUGCCCAGCCGACGUUGCCCCCGAAAGGUGUGCCUUACUGAAAGACCAGUUCUUGAAACUGUCUCAGUAUCGGCAGCUGCAGACAGCAGAGCACUACGCCGCUCUCAAUGCCGAGAUCCAGGAGCAGCUGAAGCAGGAGGGGCUGGUGGAAGCAGGCAGGCUGUUCUAUUUGUCUGUGCCGCCCUUCAGCUACGCGGACAUCGCCGAUAAGAUCAACAGCAGCUGCCGGCCGUACCCCGGUGUCUGGCUGAGGGUGGUGCUGGAGAAACCCUUUGGGCACGACUAUGAAAGCGCCCUGCAGCUCUCCAAGGAUCUCAAGAAGUUCCUGAAAGAGGAGGAGAUGUACAGGAUAGACCACUAUCUGGGAAAGCAGGCUGUUACUCAGAUUCUUCCAUUUAGGCAUGAAAACAGAAAAUUCUUGGAUCCUAUAUGGAAUAGGCAUCAUAUUGAGAGAGUGGAAAUAGUCAUGAAGGAAACUGUGGAUGCAAAAGGUCGCACUCACUUUUAUAACCAGUACGGUGUCAUUCGGGAUGUGAUUCAGAAUCACCUGACGGAGAUCCUGACGUACGUUGCCAUGGAGAUCCCAGUUAACAGAAGCAGCUCCGAAGAGAUUCUUAAAAGCAAACUGAAGCUCUUUGGGUCUUUACAGAGGCUUGGUAAAGGAAGCACAGUGAUUGGCCAGUACCAGGCCUACAACUCCGAGGUCAACGAGGAACUGAACAGGACCGCAGAGCACAUAAGCAUCACUCCAACUUUUGCGGGUGUUGCGGUGCACAUUGAAAAUUCCCAGUGGGAUGGCAUCCCGUUCAUACUGACCUCGGGCAAGGCUCUGGAUGAGAGAGUUUCGUACGUUCGUGUCCUCUUCAGGAACCAGGUGUUCUGCACCCAAAACGUUUUGAGUGUCCACUGUAAGCCCAAGCAAAUCAUCUUCCACAUCGGCCAGGGCAAUUUAAAAUACCCAGCUUUUCUGGUCAGCAAAAAUCUUUUCAAACCUCAGUUGCCAUUGAGUGGGUGGAAGGAGGUCACUGAAUAUGUGAAUGUCAGCAUGUUUGGUCAGCCGUUAUCGGAGUACUAUGUCUAUACUCCUGUGGCACAGAUGGAUGCCUAUGCUGUGUUGAUAUCUCACAUCUUUCAGGCCAAGCGGGACAGUUUCGUGAGCACUGAGAACCUGUUGGCGUCAUGGAAUUUUUGGACGCCGUUGCUUGACGGCAUAUUGCACGAGUACCCUCGUGCUUAUCCAGGUGGAGCGGAUAACGCAAACCUGCUGGACUUUGAACUUCAAGGUAAGAAGGUUUCAUUCGUUCAUGAAGCUGUGGUGCUGUUGUCUCCCGUCCAAGGCGGAGCGUCUUCUGAGAGCUUUCAGAUCACCCAGGGGAAGUACAGAACGAACGAGAUGGUGUCAGCCUGGGCUGAAGAGCUCGUGUCAAGGCUGGCUUUAGAUCUUCAUAUGGCUGCGGAAGAAGCAGUGAAACAGAGCGGCCAGUUCCACUUGGCUCUUUCUGGAGGGUCCAGCCCCAUCGCUUUGUUUCAGAGGCUUGUGCUGCACCAUUACACGUUCCCUUGGAAGGAGACUCAUUUGUGGAUGGUGGAUGAACGCUGUGUCUCGCUAACUGACCGAGGCUCGAACUUUAAGAACCUUCAUGACAACCUUCUUCAGCACAUCAGGGUCCCCUACUUCAACAUCCACCCCAUGCCGGUCCUUGUGAAUCAAAGGCUUUGCGUCGAGGAGGACGGCGGACCCGAGUCUUAUGAGAAGGAAAUGUCCAGGUUAAUAAACGGCACGAGCUUGGAUUGGGUUCUGUUGGGGGUCGGAGACGACGGUCACACGGCCUCGCUGUUCCGGGGCUGCAAGUUCGACACGCUUGAAAACAAGCUGGUAGCCUUGACGGAAAGCCCAUUCAAGCCCCAUCAGAGGAUGAGCCUUACUUUCUCUGCCAUCAACAAAGCCAAAAACGUACGAGUCAUAGUGCUGGGGAAGGGAAAGCACGAAAUGGUAACGCAGCUAAGCAGGGUGAAAGAUGAUCCGAAGAAGUGGCCAAUAACUGGAGUGAAACCAUCCAACGGGAAGCUGGUGUGGUACAUUGAUUAUGAGGCUCUUCUGGGGUAAUUAAUGAAAGUAGUGGAUUUUAGUGAGCGGUAUCAAAAGGUGGUUGCCUUGAAUCUGUGGAUCUCUUAACCUGGUUAUGCUUUCAUUUACAGGUCCCAUAUAUGGAAUCAUUUUAUGAAAAAAAGUCACGAUAGAGCCAAUUAAGCAGUAGGUAAUCAUUUCAACUCAUUGAACUCAUGUCAAGAUGUAAUUUCAUGGUAAUGUAAUACCCCUGCAUUACAUGGUUACUAAUGAGAUACCAAGUGUUGCUAAAAUAAAUACCUACUGUAGUGGUGUUGUUAAUUAGUUAUCACCUCAUUGUUUGCUAUGUGAUCUGUACCCUGUAACUAAAAGUAUUUUUUUUUAUUAAAAGGUUGUGCUCUAGGAAUAAUUAUAAAGCCCCAGAUUGUGUGUCUUACAGUGAUGCAAUUUCAAAUAAGUCUCCUGAUGUGUACAACAGAAGCUGAUGUAAAAAAAAAAAAAAAAAAAAAAAAAAUGGGUUGUUUGCAUCUUUUGAAUCUUUACUGUGUACUGAAACCUGUAUAGUGUAGACUAGCAGUGUCAACUUGACUUGAAAUAUCUAUGCAAUUUACUGUCACUGCCAGAUCUAUGGUCUUUUUUUAAAUUUUUUAUACCUAAAUCCCAUGUUACUAGUUAGGGUUCAAACUAAAUCAAAGUUACUUUCUGGACAAAUAAGAAAAAAAGACUGAAAUUAGUCUGAAAGUUUUAACUUUUAUAUGUUGAAAAAUUGUGAAUGUUAGAAAAUGAAUGUGGAAAAAUGCAUUUAUGCUGGGGCAGAUUAUUUGAAGGUAAUGUUUGAUAAGGAUUUUAAUGAGGUGUGGGGGGCAGGGACAAGGGCUGGGACUGUAUUCUGUGGCUUGAAGCAAUGCAUUUGAAAUCUUCUGUGACUGGAUAAAUGCUGUUUCCCAUGAUGCAGCGCCACCAGCUUGGAACAGCUUAUCUGACCUGAUAUAAUGCUCCAUUUCUCUAAAUGAAGGCUCAAGACCCAGGGGCAGUACUGUGCACACCGCACAUGGCUACAAGCUGUUGAGUUCUGAUUUGCAAGACAAAUCACAGAAGUAUGCAGUAAUAAAAAAGAAGGGUGUGCACUUUUUACAAACCGUGCUUAACUUUAACCUCUGUCAAACGCAUUAUGGAAAAAUGGCACUACCUCUAUAUUUGAUUGCUGAGAGGAUUAAACUGAUUUUGACAUGCUAGGUUGGUAACGUUUUAGGUUUUUGUUGAAAUGCA
Polyodon spathula (Mississippi paddlefish) is the source of this 3762-nucleotide messenger RNA. It is a transcript of the gene h6pd, whose product is annotated as hexose-6-phosphate dehydrogenase (glucose 1-dehydrogenase). Gene Ontology annotation, cellular component: endoplasmic reticulum. NCBI's taxonomy places the organism in Eukaryota, Metazoa, Chordata, Actinopteri, Acipenseriformes, Polyodontidae. Gene Ontology annotation, molecular function: glucose-6-phosphate dehydrogenase activity; 6-phosphogluconolactonase activity; NADP binding. The transcript has 5 exons. Gene Ontology annotation, biological process: glucose metabolic process; pentose-phosphate shunt; pentose-phosphate shunt, oxidative branch. The record is from RefSeq and is a predicted model, not a curated record. Bases 160 to 2532 code for a protein of 790 amino acids.